UGCAAUCAACUCACUAUUCACGACGCGUGCCGAAUUCAGUUCCAAGACGACUUCGAAGCCACACGCCACGCCACGAAAAUCCCGCCAUCCUCGACUGUUCUGUGACUAGAAUCUGUGAAAAUCUAUCAUUGGGAGUGAUAAUCUAGUCUAGUCAAUAUGAAGUGUUAUCUAAGUGCCGUGUGUGUCUUUAGUGUCCUGGUUGCCCUCAGUUGCGCCGCUCCGAUGCCGCAAAGUGAUCAGUCCGGUGGUUCCAAUACGAGAUUGCAAACGACGAAUAUCGUCGAAGGCAUUAAUAGUAAAAUAAGAUUGUUGAGACAGUACUGUCCGCAAAUAUUCCAGGUGAUAGAUAAUGUGAUACAAAACGUGACAAGCACCGCGUUCCGAGUGAUCGGAAGGGCGGUUCUGCAGAGCGGAGGUUUGGGCGGCGGCAGCCGCAGCUCAGGAGGAGGUUCUACCAGCAAAGUCACCGUAGUUUUGCCAACUUUCCCACCAGAUGAAGAUUACGAUGAUGAGGAAGAUACCAACGAAGUUGGUGGUAGCUCUUCGACUACAACCACCGAGGCUAGUAGUGCAAUUGAAUCUAGAUUAACUGCCACAUCGGACAGUCCCAAGGAAUCAGAGGCUACCGCUGUUAAGGUCGAACCAACAACCGAAGUCGACGGCAAUCCAUUGAAGAUCGUCAUCGAGACAACCAGCGAAGAUGCGAUCACUACAACCCCUAGCGAAAUCGAAGAUCUGAUAACAGUUGACUUACCUAAUUCGGUCGAUCUCAAUGUUAGCACCGGUCUGAAUGUUGAUGAAGCCGUUAGUUCGAUCGAUAAAUUGAUUUACAUGAACUCCGAGGAAGCUAUAGUCAGCGAUGUCGCUACUUCCACGACCGAAGCUGUCCCAGAAGUUAAAUCCGAGGAAGCAAUUGUUUCCGUAGAUAUCACCGCCGAAUUGAUUACCAGCAAUCCCAUAGUUUCAUCCGACGAAGUUGUUCAAGUAGAUGUUACAACAGUAAAAGCUAUUGAUUCGGAGAUUCUUCAACCCGUCGAUGUGACUAAAUCCGAUGAAGUCGAAUUAUCCGUUAAGACUUCUGUACAAUCCGAUGCUGUUGAUGCGACGAUCGAAGCAGUCGUUACGACCGAAACAGUGGUUACGACCGAAAUAGCGGAUUCCUCUGAUUCCAAGGAAACUACGACGAAACAGACAUCUGACGAAUCAAUUGAAAUUAGUAGUGCAACCGAAUCUGUAGUGGCUUCCACAGAAGCCAGUAGUGAAGAUGUCAAAGAGAUCAGCGAAAACGAAAUUGGUAUUGAAGAUAAUAGGAUUAACCUAUUCGAUACAGAAAACAUAAUCGGUGAUGAGACGAGUACUGAAAUGGCCCCGUUCACAUCCUCUCCGAGCGAGUUGAGCAGAGAGAAGAGGGACGUUCGCGUGGUGAGGGCGGCCGAGGCCCAGCAGUCCGAUGAUCAAGAGACCGCAGCGUCGGGUGGAAACGGACCGAAUCCAUCCGAUGAUUUGUCCAAUGUUGAUGCUGACGACGCCGACAGGGACAAGAGGUAUCUGCCAUUCGGAGGCUCUUUCGGUGGUCACGCUUCCGGUGGUCAUGCCGGAGGCGGAUCCGGAAACUUCCUUUUCGACAUCAUCAGGUUGGUGGCUGGAUCUGGAGCGACCGAGGAAUCUGACGAGAAGGACAACUCUCCAGCUGGACCAGGUGGAGUAGCUGAAAUCGACGUUGCCAAGGGAGCCGACGGUUACACCGAAGGAGUUCCCGGACCAAUCACCAGGCUCUUCGUUUUGGCCAACCGCGGUCUCGCCAACUUGGUCCAAGACUUGAUUCUCCGCUUAGCUCAAACCAGCGAGAGGAUAGUCAACUUCAAGGCCCGAUUGGUGACCGCCCUCAUCUAAGUUGCUUGCCCCAACUUGUGACCGAAACUUUUUCGAAAAGAAAAACAAACAUCCUUGUUAACAACAACAAAAAUUAUGAACGACCAAAUUCAAUCAAAUCACCAGCAAAAACUUUAAAUAUAUACAAAAAAAAAUCAUAUCGUUCAAAUAGCGCGCGCUUUUUAGUACUCAAUUUCAAGUUACCAACACACGCUUCAAAUAGUUUUGCACAAAUUGAGAUCAAAAACUACAACAACAAACAAAAAAUAACUCAAUGAAGCUUUCAUACACCGAACACAGAGAAAUUAAAUUGACUUCUCUAGCUUUACAUAUAUUUUUUUUAUACAAACAA
Nicrophorus vespilloides is the source of this 2224-nucleotide messenger RNA. RefSeq names its product papilin-like. The coding region runs from base 157 to 1893 and encodes 578 amino acids. NCBI's taxonomy places the organism in Eukaryota, Metazoa, Arthropoda, Insecta, Coleoptera, Silphidae. The transcript has 7 exons. The record is from RefSeq and is a predicted model, not a curated record.